Molecule: messenger RNA, 882 nt
Organism: Linepithema humile (Argentine ant)
Lineage: Eukaryota; Metazoa; Arthropoda; Insecta; Hymenoptera; Formicidae
Source: RefSeq, a predicted model, not a curated record
AUGGCGGCCACUGGAUACUGCACUGAGUACGGUUCUCUAACUCAAGCGUCCACUGUGAAAUUAGGCAGAAAAAGUGAAGGAGAAGAUGUUUAUGUUCCUAUCUCCAGUAUGCUUCCCAUGGUUAAUCCCAAUGAUAUCGAAAUUGACGGAUGGGACAUUUCGGAUAUGAAUCUUGCAGAAGCUAUGAUGCGCGCCAAGGUGUUGGAUAUAAAUCUGCAGGUACAAUUGCGACCCUAUAUGAUGCACAUGCGACCUAGGAAGAGCAUAUAUUAUCCCGAUUUUAUCGCCUCGAAUCAGGGCAAAAGAGCAAAUAACAUUAUCACGGGCACAAAGGCGGAGCAACUCAAUUGGAUCCGCAACGAUAUCGUCCAGUUCAAGGCUUCAAAAAGCUUGGAUCAAGUAAUUGUUUUGUGGACUGCUAACACGGAGAGAUUCUCAGAGUUCAUAACAGGCGUCAAUGACACGGCUGACAACCUUCUGGAGGCGAUUGAUAAGAAUCACUCAGAGAUUAGUCCAAGUACUAUGUUUGCUGUGGCAGCAGCUUUAGAAGGAUGUACUUAUAUCAAUGGCUCACCGCAGAAUACUUUCAUCCCAGGCGCUCUUGAGCUUGCCGAGAGACAAAAAACGUUCGUCGGCGGUGAUGAUUUUAAGUCAGGCCAGACUAAACUCAAGUCCGUGCUCGUGGACUUCCUCGUAUCAGCUGGUAUCAAACCAGUAUCAAUUGUCAGCUACAAUCAUUUAGGGAAUAAUGAUGGAUAUAAUUUAUCUGCACCACAGCAAUUUCGUUCAAAGGAGGUAUGUUGUAUAAAAGAAUGUUAUAUAAAAAGAAAUUAUAAAAGAAUGUUCUAUAUAGUUGUCUUCAAUUAAAAUGGAUUCAUAUAU